AUGAGCUCGGUCGAUGGUGGAGAAGAAGCAGCAACGUCAUCUGAAAUACUGUGGACGGAAAUAUUGUGUCGAAUUCCAUUCAGAAAACUCGAUGGGACAGACAAAUGGGUUCGAAUAGAUUCGAAAAAUGAAGUUGAGGAAGAAGACGCGUUACAACUUGAGCAAUGUAUUCAGAAUCAGGAAGUGAUACUUUCGCAUUCGUCGAUAAUACAACCACAAGAGCAUUGUCGGGGGAUAGUUGAGGAAUUUGAGUAUUUGGAGAGGAAUAUUAAGGUAACAAUAUCCUCGAAUUCCGGCUUUCCGAUUUGGGAGGACACUGAUAUAUGGAUGUCUCUAAUGAAUUCCAUUUACAACGGUGAACUUAACACCUCCGCCGACGACCCGAUUCCAUCACCACAACCCGACGAGCCGCGUUCUCCGAAACCGCACGAAAUGAAUCAAAAAGAGCUGUUCGAAGCGAUAAACGGGUGGCGAUUGGUGGACAAGAAGCGGCUCAGAAUGCGGAAAAAAGAGGGAGAACGGUGGAGAAAUAUCUAUUUGACAGAGCUGGUGAUGACGUGUAUCGAGCCGGAGAAGGAGGAGUUGCUGGAGUUUGUGGAAGAGAGGACGCAACUGCGAUUCGGAGAUGUUAUAGACGAGGCCGGCAAUGUUUUGGUCGAUGUGAUAAGCAAGGACUUGGAACAGAAAACGAUCACAAUUCGUGUCGAGACCUUUCUAACCAGAGACGUUAAUAUUCCGCUGACCCCCGAACGGACAUACUAUUUGAGAAUAUGCGAGUUGGAAGAUGACGAUUUGGAAAGCUUGGCGAGUGAAGAUGGCAUUCUUCCCGGUUAUCAAUUGGUAGAAAAUUUGGAUGAGUUGUGCGAAAAGAUUGGAGAAUUGACAAUCACUGAUGUCAGUGCGAUCGUCUGGUUCAUCGAGAAUCAAGCAAACUGCUACAUCCGCCUCUUUGUCACCUCCACUAGAAGAAUGUCGAAAUUCAAACAACUCUCCGGACACCACGUCAUCAUUCAAUCCACAGCCAACGGAAGAUCAUCGGUUCUGGCCGUCGUUAGUCGAGUUUUUAAUGAUGGGAUGGUUCUGACACUGGAAGGGGUGCCGAAAGAAGACAAAAAAGAGUUCUUCUUCUCGGAAAAAGAAGGAUUCACCAUCAGAAUCGAGCACGAGUACGAGGAACGUCUCCAGAAGAAGAACCUAGAGAAGCUCCGUUUUGAAGUGGCAAACUCUACGACCGACAUUCGAAAUCAACGAAUUUGGCAGGAGACUGUGAAAACAGUAACCAGACAUUAUGCAUCAUUUUCAGUGAAAAACAAUGCUUUUCUGCAAAUCCCAAAAGGCACGAACAUCCUAAUUGCCAAAAAUUACGACAUAAAGAAUCCGAUUGAGCACAAGUCCGAUUUUCGUAUAUGCAAGGUUGUGGGUCAUCCCAUUUGUGACUCGCAGACGAUAGUUGUGGAACUGAUAAGUACAACUAGUCUUAUGGAGGGACCUCAUCGGUUCUCUAUCACCAAUGCAUACUAUUUUGUGGAUUUUGAUGUUUCCGAGAAUGUUACCAAUGAUUCGAUAUAUUGUGCUCUGAAUGGUCGAAACCACAACGAUACAAAGUCGUUCGCCGAAAGACAUCCAAUCAGCAAAGAGCAAAAAUUCUACGUAUUUCCGAUGGAUGAGAAAUAUCAUGGGAAGAAUCGAAAGAAAAAAGGGACCUUUCAAAAGGAAAAAACCAUUCAACCGCCGAAAAUUCUACUGAUAAAGGAACCAAAAACAGGAAAUACUUCAAAAAGUCAAAAUCAAAAUCUCGAAUUGAAGAAAAGCAGUCCUCAUCCAGAAGAUCCUCAUCAUAAUCACCCUUGGAAUCCUCCGGCGUCACUUCCGGUAAACGCCAAACAAUUGGGAUUUGUACGAGUUGUUGAUAAGAGCUAUCAAGAAAAUCAGAACAAGAUUUCUGUUGAGAUUGAGAAGGGUUUCAACCGAAACGGCGAGAAAAUGGGCAAACCGACUCGAUGGCACCUGGGAAAACAAGUGGCGAUCACUGGAAAUGCUCAAGAAAAGUUGAUUUUGAUUAAAGGAGAAGUGUUGGAUACUAGAGGGGAUAUUGUGACAAUGGAAGUGAACAGGAAAGCGACAGAUAUGGACUUUCUCAAUCGGCAAUUUACCAAGAAAAUCAAAGGCAAGAACCAGAAACAACAGCAUAACAAGAACCAAUUUCUUCCGUGUUUCGAAGUUCGCUAA
Molecule: messenger RNA, 2229 nt
Organism: Caenorhabditis briggsae
Lineage: Eukaryota; Metazoa; Nematoda; Chromadorea; Rhabditida; Rhabditidae
Exons: 8
Coding region: 1-2229 (742 amino acids)
Source: RefSeq, a predicted model, not a curated record